AUGCCACGGAGGACUUACAUCACAGCAGAGGAGAAGAUGAUGCCAGGCCAUAAACCCAUGAAGGACUGUCUGACCCUUGCAUUAUGUGCAAAUGCUAGCAGUGAUUGUAAAGUGAAGCCACUGCUAGUUUAUCAUUCGGAAAAUCCUCGAGCCUUCAAGACGCACAAGAUACCGAAAGAAAAAUUGCACAUUAUGUGGCGCGCCAAUGCUAGGGCAUGGGUUACGCGGCAGUUUUUUACUGACUGGGUAAAUCUUGUCUUUGGCCCUGCAGUGAAGAUGUAUCUGCAAGAAAAUAAACUCACGAUGAAAGCAUUGCUCAUCCUUGAUAAUGCUCCAGCCCACCCACUGGUCUUGAAGAUGAUAUUGGAGGAGUUCCAGUUUAUCAAAGUUCUCUACCUCCCACCCAAUACAACUUCAGUCCUACAGCCGAUGGAUCAGCAGGUCAUUUCCAACUUCAAAAAGCUGUACAUGAAGCACUUGUUCCGCCGCUGCUUUGAAGUGACGGAAAACACAAAUCUAACCCUUCGAGAGUUUUGGAAAGAUCACUACAACAUCAAAGAGAUUUCGAAGGGUUUUGAGCCCGAGACCGAGCAAGAAGAGUUGGAGGAGAUUGUAUCUCUUGGAAAGUCGAGGGGUCUGGAGGUAGAUGAGGGUGACGUCAACGAACUCAUCGAAGAACAUGAGGAGGAACUCUCAACUGAGGAGUUGAAGGAGCUGCAGAUGAUGCAACACACGAAGGUUCUGGAAGAGAUUAACACGAGUGAGGAGGAGGAAGAGCCGGAGGAAGUGAUUUCUACAGGUGAAAUUAAAGACAUGCUGGCAAUGUGGGAAAAGCUGUCAAAUUUCAUUGAAAGAAACACCCAGAAAAAAAGUGGCAACUGGUCGUGCUUCAGCGCUUUUUAA
Molecule: messenger RNA, 903 nt
Organism: Macrobrachium nipponense
Lineage: Eukaryota; Metazoa; Arthropoda; Malacostraca; Decapoda; Palaemonidae
Product: tigger transposable element-derived protein 1-like
Exons: 2
Coding region: 1-903 (300 amino acids)
Cellular component (GO): nucleus
Molecular function (GO): DNA binding
Source: RefSeq, a predicted model, not a curated record